AUGGUAAAUGAAGAAGUAGUGGAAUUUAAUAAGAAAUCACAACCAGUUUACAAGAAUCCAAUUUUUCAACAGAAAUUUCGUUCUACUAGUACCACUGGAAAGAAACGGACUUGGCGUUCAUUAAAACAAGUCUUAGCUCAAGAACGUACUUUACCAUGGCCUGCAGAAGUGGUACAUUAUAGCUCUGUUAAUGCACCGCCAAGCUUUAGACCAGCAAAGAAGUAUUCAGAUAUUUCUGGCCUACCCGCACGAUAUACAGAUCCACAAACUAAAUUAUAUUAUGCAACGGCAGAAGAAUUUGCAACAGUCCGAAGUCUACCAAUGGAUAUAACUGCCGGAUAUUUAGCAUUACGAGGCGCUUCCAGUAUCGUUGGAUAAGUUUUCUUAUAUUUAAAUAGUAUAGAACAUAGAUAUUUCAUCUUGCAAUUGUAUGGUACUUAUUAUGUAAUAAUAAAGUAAGUAUAGUUCUGAAAAUUUUUAUGAUGCAGCAAAUGUAAACAAAAAUAUAUCGAGUUUAUAAAGAGACAAAAUAAAGCUGUUUGCACUGAUAUUGGUAAGCAAUUGAUUUUUAUAUAUACA
This is a messenger RNA of Eufriesea mexicana, 579 nucleotides long. RefSeq names its product INO80 complex subunit C. The coding region runs from base 1 to 378 and encodes 125 amino acids. The record is from RefSeq and is a predicted model, not a curated record. Gene Ontology annotation, biological process: chromatin remodeling. Lineage: Eukaryota; Metazoa; Arthropoda; Insecta; Hymenoptera; Apidae. The transcript is spliced from 3 exons. Gene Ontology annotation, cellular component: Ino80 complex.